AUGGGUAACGAUGGCGGUACAAUUGCCAAAAGACAAGAUAUACUAUCAUUGCAUAAUGCCAGAUCCGCACACACCGCGUUUGCUGAAGAUAAAGGGGAGAGCAAGGAACAAAUAUUGCUCCAAAGUUGCGCGUUAUCAGGUCUACCAUUGUACGAGAAUAAUCCUAUAGUGGGCGACUUUAAAGGUAAAUUAUACAUCAAAGAAAAGAUUCUACAGUACAUGCUAGAUUGCAAGUUAGAUAAACUUAAAAGACAGUUGCAGUUUCAACACUUGAAAUCCUUGAAGGACUUGCAAACUGUCAAAAUUACUUGGGACGUCAUCAACGACAUUGCUCAUUUUCAAUGUCCUGUCACGAAAGAGUUGGAUUACAAGGCAUCGUAUUCAUACUUACGACCAUGUGGCUGCGUGAUGUCAUACAAAUUGUUGAAGGAGUUGAAAAAGUCACUAAAGUCACUAAAGUCACGAGAAACUUCCACCCACAUCGAGGCUCAUUGCCCUGUGUGCAAUCACGAAUUUACAUUUGACUACGAUCUAGUCAUUAUUAAUCCCACUGACAAGUCCGAUUUCAGCGAAUUCAAUGAGGAAAACUACGAGUAUUUGAGAACCGUGCUUCAUCUAAGUCACGCCAAAGAGCCACUAAAGAAGAAGAAGAAGAGAAAGAGUGAAAGCGAGGAUGCUGAAGAGGUCAAAGACGACCUUAUACGAAAGAGGAAAAUGGAUACAGAUGAUGGUUUAGAAACGGGGAAACGAAUUAGAGCUUAA
Lodderomyces theae is the source of this 762-nucleotide messenger RNA. RefSeq lists its product as uncharacterized. The transcript has a single exon. The record is from RefSeq and is a predicted model, not a curated record. Gene Ontology annotation, biological process: site-specific DNA replication termination at RTS1 barrier; mitotic DNA replication termination. Lineage: Eukaryota; Fungi; Ascomycota; Pichiomycetes; Serinales; Debaryomycetaceae. The coding region runs from base 1 to 762 and encodes 253 amino acids. Gene Ontology annotation, cellular component: nucleus.